AGACAAGCAGCUACAGUUCUAAUCCCAAGGUCAGGCGCAGUUUAAGCAGCGGUAACCAUGCAAUUAUUUAUUGAUAUUAUAGCAGAAAUGACUAUAUAUUUUUUUGGUUUGGGCCUUCGUGUCCUAGGUUUCAUUUAACUGUUUAUAUUUGAACAAUGUGUCCCCCCCCCCCCCCCCCGCCCCCGCACAGAGCAGCCUAGGAUAGCGAGGGCCAGGAUACCUUUGGAAAAAUCGAAACCAUGAAGAGCACUUUGAGCAAACUGGGUGGAUACUCCAACCUUUGGAAUAAUGAAUAGCUUUGAGAUCCGUUAUUGUUUUUUUGUCAGAAGGUAGCUGUACACACUCAGCAGCAGCUGUGUUUAAAUUGUCAUCGUAUAUUUCUUAAUGCAAACAAGAACAGCUUUUCACUUAUGGGAGACAUUGAAACUUUGCCACGUCGAAAAUCUCACAGUUCUACCACAUAUUUUGAUUAUGUUGAAUAUGAUUUAAGAUUUCUCACGAACUGAAAACUGUCCUUGUAGUUUAUCCAUCUGCCAAACACUCCCUGUCACGCGACGGAUUAUCCUCUUGUUGCAAUUAUAAUGGGCAACAAAGAUUUUGCUUCCUGAAAGCUUUUGGGCGCGUCUAAUGGAUUUUCGGCUGCUGUUCAUAAAAGUCACCAUGAAACUUCCGUAUCUCACAGCAGUCCUUAAUGUACCAAAAAUGAGAAAGUUCCAGCGCUUCGCCGUGUCCUGUAUCAUAUUUCUGAUCGGAACAUUUGCACUUCUAAAUCCGACUCUAGCAGAUACCCGCCUGGGAAUAUCCAGGUCUUCUAAAGCAGCUAAAGGUUAUGAGGACAAAAUAAAAUUGCGUGAACCAGGUGCACACGAUCACCCAGCAAAUAAUGCAGGGGUUGAAAGCAAAACGGAAAACACAUCAGAGGAACUGUCCAAAAACACUUGGAUCCUCCCUGUUGCCAUCGUUAUCUCAUUCAUCGUGGGAUUAAUUGUUGGAUAUUUUGUGAAAAAAUGCUGGAAGAAAUGUUGUCGGAACGGUUAUGAAAAUGAGCAGAAUGACUGUGGUGAACAACGUGCAAUUCUAGGGUCUGGUGCUUGCAUGUCAGAAGCUCCUACCAGUAUCACCACUUUUGGAGAAGAAGUCAGGCCAUCAGCAUCUCCUGUGAUGCCAAAGCACAGAACUGCUAAGAAGAAAUCUAAAGAUGAAGAUGGUGUUAACGAAAUUACACAAGAAUUGGCGCGAUACACCGAUCUCAAGCUGUACAGAAUUACGGAAAUCUGCCGUGACAAAUUGGAAUCGACAAUUAAAGAUGUCGUAGAGCAGAUUAUUGAGACGCACGAGAGUACAGGUAGAACGCCAGAAAUAAACUUUGAGGAAAUAAGAAAGCUGAACAGAAGUAACAAAAGGCUCGACGCUUCGCAACUACUGUUGAAAUUACUACUUCAGGGAGACGUUCAGGGAUGUAGAAUAUUUUGGAAUACACUUAUCAGAAAGCCAGUAGACCGGCAAUAUCUGCUUAUAUUGCUGGAACAGAAAGUUGAGGAAGAAGUGAUACUUCAACACAGAUACAAUCUCCGAGUUCAGAGUAGGAAUAUGAAAAUGCCCAAGUCACGUUUAAUUUCUGACAUCUAUACUGAGCCGAGGAUUACCUUGACACACACUGAGCAUGGCGAUGUAACAGAAAAAAGUAAUGAUCACGUUGAGAUCCAUGAACUAUUGAAAAGACGCAGCAGCGAUACUGAUAAGACCAACAUCAGCGUCGUCUAUGGGGCUGCAGGGACUGGGAAAACCACCCUAAUACAGAAGAUAAUCCACGACUGGGCGAAGGGAAUUACAUAUGAAGAGUUCAAAUUCGUCCUUCAUUUAAAAGUUCAGCAUUUAAAUGCAAUAAAAGGUAGAAUAACGUUAAGUGGAUUGAUAGCUGACACAUAUCCUCACUUGGAAAAUUAUCUGGAUGACUUGUGGAAAGAACCCAAACGCUUAUUAUUUAUAUUUGAUGAUUUAAGUCAUUUGGAUCCACCCAUCAGUUUCCCUGAUGAUGAAAGAAACAGCGAUCCACGGCACAGAUGUACCGGACCAGAGUCUAUUUGUUUAGUACGCGACAUCCUGCGCUGCCUCCUACAGGGAGAGUUUCUGAAAGGUUGCUCAGUGCUGAUCACAGCCCGGCUUUGGAAGCAGGAAACGUUGUGUCAUGUAACAGUAGAUUCAACCUCCCAAAUCACGGGUUUCACUUCUGAGAAAGCAAAAGAAUAUUUUUGCAGUUAUCUCGCCAAUGAGCAGUACGCAAACGGUAUUGUGCAAUUAAUUGAGCAGAAUGACAUAUUGCGAAACAUGUGUUGCGACCCUCUAUUUUGCUACGCCCUCGCCUCCUCACUAGAAUCUCACAAACCACAAAGAGAGGAACAGAAGGCAAUGCCCGUCAUAAACCAUACCCAGGUGCUCUUUGACUACAUCGUACCUCUUUGCAGAGCAUGCGGAUAUGACGACAAGCCAACUCUGGAGAGUUUAGUUAAAGUUGGCGGAUUAGCCUACAAAGGAAUUACGCAUAACACGCUUUCUUUUGAAGCCGGCGCUUUGAGUGAAAUGAAUUACUGCCCUCCAAACUUUACCUCUGCCUUUAUGAUCCAGGACGCAGACAAACAGAACAGUGGUCUUGUUUAUGAGUUCAGGCACUCUGUUGUACGAGACUUCCUUGCUGCAGUUGCGAAAAUCCUAGAUACUCCAAUAGCUCAACUGAAAGGGCUGCUCGAUCAGCAAUUUACGGACACUACCGGCAGAUUCAGGACAUUUUCACUUUUUCUCGUUGGCCUGUCUUCGCAGAUAUCAGUGGAUCGCCUCAAGCGGCAACUGGGUUCAAACCGUUCUGAAGUUCAUUCGUGCAUCUCCCAAUGGCUCAGGGAAAGUGUUAAAAGACGCCUGAAACACAUGGAACAAAGCAUGGUUUUACACACACUGUACUCCUUGCUUGAAUUUGGAGACGAUCAAGUAUUGCAAGAGGUGCUUACUCCCACUACAACAGUUAAGUUAAACCAACUGCGUCUCACUUCUCUCGACUGCACCGUUUUAUCCAGAACUUUAAUCUAUUCUGGGAUGAUUGAGGAGUUGGAUCUCAGUUCAUGCUUUGUACAGCCAGAAGAAAUUCAGAAACUGGAACCCAUGCUGCACAGAUGUGUAAUUCUGAGAUUGAAUCAGAAUAAACUACAAGACUCUGGAGUGAAGCUCAUCUUGAAGUCUUUGGAAAAAGUUGACUGCAAAAUACAAACUUUGGAGCUGAAAUCUAACCAUCUUACAGAUGAUUUUCUAUGUGAACUUUUUUCCGUUCUCCGUACAAAUCGUUCGCUAACGCUGCUGAACCUGAGCAAUUCCAGUCAGGAUGGGCAACAUGACAAUCGAUUUACUUCUGAAAGUCUGCAACGUCAUGUGGAUAAUUAUACUCAGCACAAAAAAAUCAGAUGGCUACGCUAUGGACAUACUGGACUGGAUAAUACAUCAAACGUUUUCACCUUAAUAACGCAAUGAACGUCAAACAUGUUACAUUUAUUUACAUGAAUACAACGCACUCCGUUGUACAUCCAAUGUUAUUUGAUGUAAACGAUUCAGUUUAAUGCAGUUUGAAGAUAAUGCCAGGGUGUUUGUUCACGCUGGAGAACUGAACAAUAAGAUACAUGCCGUACAUCAGAAAUAUUUGCUUGUAUGUUUGAUCUCAAUUAUAUCCUCAAUUAGUUUCCAAUUUUGCUUUAUGUACUAUUAAAUAGCAACGGCUGGUAUAAUUUUGGUGUACGAACAUAGACUAUUCCACGUAGCCGACAUAGAAGCGGACAUAGCUGGAACACACGUGAGUGCCCAUGGCUACACAUUUAAUUUGAAGGAAAUGGGAGGAGUUAAAGGAAAAAUUAUUCGGAGUGAAGCCCUUGGGAGAUUCAACUUCUUCUGGCUGACCGAGUGUAGUUGUUUGGUGCAGCGCUCCCCAAUCUAGGUUAGGUCACACCGAUAUAUAGGAUGCCACACCGGGAGCACUAAACACAGUAAAUGACUCCAAUGGUCUCACAGGUGAAGCGUCGCCUCAUCUGGAAGGACUGGCCGGGGCCCUGAAUGGUAGUGAAGCAGGUGGUGUAGGGGCAGGUUCAGCACUUGUUCCGCUUGCAAGGAUAAUUGCCAGGAGGGAGAACAGUGGGGAUCGAUGAAUGGGCAAGGCGGUCGCCUAGGUACUGAUCUCUGCGCAAGUAGAAAGUGGUUUGGGUGGAGGGAAAGAUGAACUUGGUGGUGGGAUCCCGUUGGAGAUGGUGGAAGAUGCGAAGAGCUAUGUGCUUUACACGGAGGCUAGUGGGAUGAUAAGUGAGUACAAGAUGAACCCUAUCCCUGGUAGACGUUAGUGAAAUUGAGCUGAUGUGGCUGAAAACAGUGUUAAUAGUGAAGGAAGGAAAGCCCUUUUCUUUUAAAAGUAGCCUAUCGCCUUCGUUUCAGAAUGAAAUGCCUCAUCGUGAGAGCAGAUGCGGCGAAGACAGAGGAAUUGAGGGAAUGAAAGGGCGGUUUUACAACUAACAGGGUGGGCGGAGAUAUAGUCUAGGUAGCUGUGACAUUCAGUGGGUUUGUUAUUUACAUCGCAGCUAAGCUGUCUCCAGAGACAGAGACAGAGAGAUGAAGAAAAGGAAGAAAGGUGUGGGAAACGGGCCAGGUAAAUUCGCGGGAAGGGUGGCAGUUGGAGGUAAAGUGGAUGAAGUUGACUGGUUCCGCAAGUGUAGAGGAGGUAGCACCAAUGCAGUCGUCGAAGUAACGACGGAAAAGUGCGGCUCGGUCAGCAGUGCAGACUUGAAACAUGGACUGUUCCAGGUGUGCGACAAACAGGCAGACAUAACUAGGCUCCAUCCAAGUUCCCACAGCUGCAGCUUUAGUUUGAAGAAAAUGGGAGGAACCAAAGGAGAAAUUAUUUCGAGUGAAGGCGAGUUCCGCUAGGUAAAGGAGAGUGGUGCUGUAGGGAAGCUGAUUAGGUCUGUGGCCAGAAAGAAACGGCGAGAUUUGAGGCUUCUUAGUUGGGGAUGGAGGAACAUAGGGGCUGGACAUCCACAUGGAAGUAAAAUGAUGGGGACCACGACCAAAACUCAUUGAAAGGAUCCACAGCGUGCGAAGAGUCACGGAUGUAAGUAGGAAGAGACUGGACCAGGGGGAUAAAACACAGUCGAAAUUUGCAAAAAUGAGUCAGUGGGGCGGGAGCAAGCCGAAAUAAUGUGUCUACCUAGACAACCGGGUUUGUGGAUCUUCGGUAAAAGGUAGAAACGGUAAGUACGUGUGCGGGAACUAUGAGGUAGGUUGCGGAGGCUGGGAGAUCUCCAGAGUCAAUUAGGACGAUGAUGGUGCGGAGGACAAUGGCCUGUUGCUCUUUACUGGGGUCUUGCUCGAAGGAUUUGCUGAGAGUUUUCGCUGAGUCUCAGCAAGUUAGACGUCAGUACGUCAGACGACUACAGAACUUAUCUGCGGGUUUGAUGAUGAGUGAUUUUCAAUCACUCUGGUAUUCGGAGAAUUUUACACGGACAAAAGCAAUAAUGAAUUUACAUAGAACUGUCCAGAAAUUGUACAGCGAGAUAAACACAUGGAAAUACUCUUGGCAAUCUUUACUUAUUUUACCAUGCAAUAAAUCCUAUAUAACAGAAUGGACGUCGUAUAUAUGU
This is a messenger RNA of Mobula hypostoma (lesser devil ray), 5663 nucleotides long. RefSeq names its product NACHT, LRR and PYD domains-containing protein 3-like. Bases 628 to 3516 code for a protein of 962 amino acids. NCBI's taxonomy places the organism in Eukaryota, Metazoa, Chordata, Chondrichthyes, Myliobatiformes, Myliobatidae. Gene Ontology annotation, cellular component: cytoplasm. The transcript is spliced from 12 exons. The record is from RefSeq and is a predicted model, not a curated record.